Molecule: messenger RNA, 3219 nt
Organism: Eremothecium sinecaudum
Lineage: Eukaryota; Fungi; Ascomycota; Saccharomycetes; Saccharomycetales; Saccharomycetaceae
Gene: ILS1
Product: isoleucine--tRNA ligase ILS1
Exons: 1
Coding region: 1-3219 (1072 amino acids)
Biological process (GO): isoleucyl-tRNA aminoacylation
Molecular function (GO): isoleucine-tRNA ligase activity; ATP binding; aminoacyl-tRNA deacylase activity
Source: RefSeq, a predicted model, not a curated record
AUGUCAGAAACUAGUAGUCACUUCUCCUUUCCAAAGGAGGAAGAAAAGAUUUUAGCCCUUUGGGAUGAAAUAGAUGCGUUUCAGACAUCUUUGAAGUUAACAGAAGGUAAACCAGAGUUCUCAUUCUUCGAUGGUCCGCCAUUUGCUACUGGUACACCUCAUUAUGGACAUAUCUUAGCUUCUACCGUUAAGGAUACUAUUACUAGGUAUGCUACCAUGAAAGGUUACCAUGUUGAAAGAAGAUUUGGAUGGGAUACACAUGGAUUACCAAUUGAACAUAUCAUUGACAAGAAAUUAAACAUUACUUGCAAAGAAGAUGUUUAUAAAUUCGGUAUUGAUAACUACAACAAUGAAUGUCGUAAGAUUAUCAUGACUUACGCUGACGAAUGGAGGAAGACUAUAGGUCGUCUGGGUCGUUGGAUUGAUUUUGACAAUGACUACAAGACAAUGUAUCCAACUUUCAUGGAAUCCGUUUGGUGGGCUUUUAAGGAAUUGUAUAAAAAGAACCAAGUAUAUCGUGGUUACCGUGUCAUGCCAUACUCAACUGGAUGUACUACACCUUUGAGUAACUUCGAAGCUCAGCAAAACUAUAAGCUGGUGAAUGAUCCUGCAGUUACCAUUGGUUUUAAUGUUAUUGGGGAAGAAAAAACUCAAUUGGUUGCAUGGACCACCACUCCAUGGACUUUGCCCUCCAACUGUGCAUUGUGUGUUAACGCGGAUUUGGAAUAUGUUAAAAUAUAUGAUGAGAAGAAAGACAAAUACUUCAUCUUGAUGGAAUCUUUGAUCAAAACAUUGUACAAGAAGCCAGCGUCAGAAAAAUAUAAGGUCGUUGAACGAUUCCCGGGUAAGGAUUUGGUUGGCCUAAAGUAUGAACCGCUAUUCCCAUACUUUAUAAAGGAAAUCGGCGAAACUGCUUUCAGAGUUAUCUCUGAUCCUUACGUCAGUAGUGAAUCUGGUACUGGUAUUGUCCAUAAUGCUGCUGCUUUUGGUGAGGACGAUUACAGAGUCUGCAUUGCUUUCGGUAUUGUUUCGGAAGAUGGUUACAUUCCAAAUCCUGUUGAUGACACAGGUAAAUUUACAGAUGUUGUUACUGAUUUUGCAGGCCAGUACGUUAAGGAUGCUGAUAAGGAAAUCAUUAAAGCGUUAACUGCUUCUGGCAACCUAUUGCUAGCAUCACAAGUUCGCCACUCCUACCCAUUCUGUUGGAGAUCUAACACACCAUUAAUUUACAAAACUGUUCCUGCUUGGUUCGUCCGCGUCAAGCCUAUAAUUCCGGAGUUUUUGGAUUCGGUUGCAAAGUCUAACUGGGUUCCUUCUGUUAUCAAAGAAAAGCGUUUUUCAUCUUGGAUUGAAAAUGCUAGAGACUGGAAUGUGUCUCGAAACAGAUACUGGGGUACUCCUAUUCCGCUGUGGGUAUCUGAGGACUAUGAAGAAAUUGUUAGUAUUGGUUCAAUUGCUGAACUCGAAGAGCUAUCUGGUGUUACCGGAAUUACUGACCUACAUCGUGAUACUAUUGACAAAAUCACUAUCCCAUCAAAACAAGGCAAGGGCACUCUGAGAAGAGUAGAGGAGGUGUUUGACUGUUGGUUUGAAUCUGGUUCCAUGCCAUACGCCUCUCAACAUUAUCCAUUUGAAAACAAGGAACGUUUCCCUGAAAGAGUUCCUGCUAACUUUAUUUCUGAGGGAUUGGAUCAAACGAGAGGUUGGUUUUACACUCUGGGUGUCUUAGGGUGUCACUUAUUUGGCUCUGUACCUUACCAGAAUGUUAUUGUUUCCGGUAUUGUCUUAGCUGCUGAUGGUAAGAAGAUGUCCAAAUCUUUAAAGAACUACCCUGACCCCAACAUUGUUAUCAAUCAGUACGGUGCUGAUGCCCUAAGACUUUACUUGAUCAACUCUCCUGUUUUGAGAGCUGAAUCAUUGAAGUUCAAAGAGGAAGGUGUCAAGGAAGUUGUCUCCAAGGUCUUGUUACCAUGGUGGAAUUCCUUUAAGUUCUUGGAGGGUCAAAUUACACUUCUAAAAAAGACUUCUGAAAUCGACUUUAAGUUCGAUCCAUCUGUCAGAAGUGAUAAUGUCAUGGACAAGUGGAUUCUCGCUUCCUUGCAAUCACUAGUCAAGUAUAUUCACACAGAAAUGGAAGCUUACAAGUUGUACUCUGUUAUUCCAAGAUUGUUGGAUUUCAUUGACGAGCUAACUAACUGGUACAUCAGAUUUAACCGUCGUCGUCUAAAGGGUGAAGAUGGGUUAGAAGACUGCUUAAAGGCCUUGAACACAUUAUGUGAAGCAUUAUUCACUUUCAACCGUGCAAUGGCUCCUUUUACUCCAUACUUGUCUGAAAGUAUCUACCUGAGAUUGAAGGAAUUCAUCCCAGAAGAAGUGUUAUCUCAAUACGGUGAUGACUCAAGGUCUUUACACUUCUUAAGUUAUCCUACAGCGAGAAAGGAGCUAUUCGAUGAGAAGAUUGAACUUGCAGUCUCUAGAAUGCAAGCAGUUAUUGAUCUCGGCAGAAAUAUUCGUGAGAAGAAAAUGAUCUCAUUGAAAACUCCACUUAAGAGCUUAGUUAUCCUACACGCAAACCAGGAUUACUUGGAUGACAUUGAAGCAUUGAAGAAGUACAUUUUUGAGGAAUUGAAUGUUCGUGAUUUGAUCAUUACCUCCGAUGAAGCUGCUUACAACGUCAAGUACAGCGCAGUAGCAGACUGGCCUGUCCUUGGGAAAAAACUAAAGAAAGACGUGAACAAAGUGAAGAACGCACUGCCCAAGCUUUCUUCAGAAGAAGUUCAACAAUAUUUGAACACCGGUAAGAUAGAAGUGGCUGGUAUUGAGCUAGUUAAAGGUGAUCUAUCUAUCAUCAGAGGUUUACCAGAAGAGCAAGUUCAAGAAGGCCAAGAGGUCAGAACCAACCAGGAUGUUUUGGUUAUCCUUGAUACCAAGAUAUAUCCAGAACUAAAAACCGAAGGGUUGGCUAGGGAAAUUGUGAAUAGAAUCCAAAAACUAAGAAAGAAGUGUGGUCUAGAAGCUACUGACGAUGUUGCUAUCCAAUACGAACUGGUUAAAGAUACUAUUGGUUUCGAGUCUAUAGUCCAAGAGCACUACCAAAUGUUGUCCAAAUCUUGCAGAAGUGAACUUGUGCUAUUUGAUGGUUCCAGAACCGAUGAGUUAGCCAACGAAGAGCAGUCGAUUAAUGACACCAUUUUCAAGCUACGGGUCUUUAGAUUGUAG